Molecule: messenger RNA, 2119 nt
Organism: Daldinia loculata
Lineage: Eukaryota; Fungi; Ascomycota; Sordariomycetes; Xylariales; Hypoxylaceae
Product: tryptophan permease
Exons: 2
Coding region: 227-1804 (525 amino acids)
Biological process (GO): amino acid transmembrane transport
Cellular component (GO): membrane
Molecular function (GO): amino acid transmembrane transporter activity
Source: RefSeq, a predicted model, not a curated record
CAUGUGCCAACCUGUUUCGGGCUUAGCCCGGCAAGCUUUUGCUUAAACACCAUACUCACGUGAAAUGACGUGCUUUGAUAUAUGCAAAAUCCAUUUAAAGCCCUGUAGGCGCCUGAUAUAAUGAAUAAUGCGAGCUAUGUCGUUGGUCAGGGGUAACCGACGAGUCACGAUAAUACUAAUUUGGUGAUAUCUCGAGCUGAGCUGAGCUAAGUGUUAAAGCUGCACGAUGGAUGUCGACGCGGAAAAGAAUGCGCAAGCUACGGCGACUGCGUCCCAUGGCACCGCCGACCACGUCUAUGUGGCGGAAGAUAGGCUACGGCGCUCGUUGUCCGCGCGCCAGGUCCAGAUGAUAGCUAUCGGAGGUACCAUCGGGACUGGUCUUUUUCUGGGAACGGGAAAGGCGUUAGCGACCGGUGGACCGGCUUCGUUAUUGCUUAGUUAUGCUAUCGUGGGAGGCAUCGUGUUCGUGACGAUGCUGUGUCUUGGUGAGAUGGCUGCUUUUGUUCCAGUGGCUGGCUCCUUUUGUUCCUUCUCGGCGCGUUAUCUAGAUGACGCCUGGGGUUUCGCUCUGACGUGGAAUUACUGGUUCAACGAUGCCGUGUCUACGGCUGCUGAUCUAGUUGCCUUGCAGCUAAUCCUACAGUAUUGGACCGACACCUUCCCAUGGUACGCUCUCGGGCUUAUCAUCUGGUUCUUACUGAUUUUGGCCAAUAUCAUAAACGUACGGGCCUACGGUGAAGUAGAGUACUGGCUGUGUCUCCUAAAGGUCAUCACUAUUGUCAUCUUCAUCAUCCUGAGCAUCGCUGUAAACGUCGGCGGAAACACAACACACGAAUACAUCGGCGCGCGAAACUGGUAUAUCGGUGAUGCGCCUUUCGUGGGAGGUAUCGGUGGAUUCGCAAGCGUCUUUGUAACCGCAUCUUUUGCCUACGGUGGCACCGAAUCGAUCGCUAUUACCGCCGGUGAGACUAAGGACCCGGCUCGCCAGCUACCGCGGGUUGUUAAGAAUGUCUUCUGGCGGAUCCUGUUCUUCUAUAUACUCGGUUCUCUGAUGAUCGGCCUUAACGUACCGUAUAACUACCCGAACCUCAACUCUAAAAAUACCCGUACCUCUCCUUUCACUAUUGCUUUCCAGCUGGCCGGGUCUAGAGUAGCAGGGUCCUUCGUCAACGCUGUUAUCCUCACAAGUAUUAUUUCGGCAGGAAACCAUGCUCUUUUCGCUGGGUCUCGCCUAUUAUACACCUUAUCCAUUAACGGCCACGCGCCCAAGGUCUUUGGGCGUUUGACUCGAUUCCAGGUCCCUUGGGUAUCGGUCCUCUUCACCUCGCUCAUUUCCGGUCUGCUGUUCGGCGCAUCUUUUAUCGGCGCCGGCCAGCUGUGGACGUGGUUGCAAAACCUUGUUGGUGUCUCCAACCAGCUAUCAUGGAUCAGCAUCGGUAUCGCGUCGCUACGUUUCCGUGCCGGCUUGAAAGCACAGGGAAAGGAGCAUCUCCUGCCCUUCAAGAACUGGACAUAUCCGGCAGGGCCAAUUGUUGCCAUCGUACUCAACAGCUUUAUCGUUCUCGUCCAGGGGUGGAGCUGUUUCAGUCCGACUUUUAACGCUGUCGACUUUGUUAGUUAUUAUAUCGAGUUGCCUUUAUUUGCCUUGAUGUUCGUCGCGUGGAAGUUGAUUAAGAAGACGAAGUUCAAGAGGGCGAGCGAGAUGGAUCUGGUUACUGAUGUGUAUACGAAGGACGACAUGGAGCCGGAGGAGGAAGGAUGGGCUGGAAGGGCUAAGAGAAUCGGUGGCUGGUUCUGUUUUUAGUUGUGUUACCCGAUUUAAUUAUGGGUUAACGUUAUCUGGUUAUGAGGUAGUUAUAAGUUUCAAUAUACCCUCUCAUAUUCGUUUCUUGUAAAUUUCCGACACUUCUCGUACGGACGCCACAUUAUGUUGCGAUACGAAUUAAUUAUCCUCAUUCUCUAUCGUUUACUAUUGUCUGAAAGACGUUUUACUAAUAGAGAUAAUAUCAUAACUUUUCGUAAAGUAAGUUCAACAAGGGUCCGGGUCAUGUGUUAGUGAGCUCCGAAACCGAGGCCGAGGCCGAGACCGGGGAAAUAAAUUCAAACCGCCACUAAUUUA